AUGGCGGACCACUUCCUGGAGGCGCGGGGCCAGCUUAAUCUGGCCAACUUCAGGAAGGAGGCCAAGGAAGCCUUAGAUUCCCUGAAGGAAGAUGUGCAAAGCAGCAAACCCGCUCUAAAGAUAAAAUGUUUCUUGUGUGUGGACGGGACGUGUCUGAUGUUGCCAGAGGCAAACAUUCGCCUUGUGUCGCCGUUCCUAACGGGACAGGUAACUGUCAAGUGUAUGGACCAUCCUCUGUGUGACGUUAUUGUGGGGAAUAUUCAUGGAGAGAAAGACUUGACCGAACAAACCCUGAAGGAGGUGUCUGACGCGGAAGGUGAAGUCGUCGCUGCCGUCGACGGUAGUAUGCCAAGUAAGCUAAACCAACUUAGUAACGGUGGGAGUGUUGGGGAACGGGGGGACCUGCGGCUCUCGCAGUGGGGUGACACCGAUGCCAAGGAGCGCUUGAAAAGCAGGUCAACCACUCACGAGCAGUACCUGGAGAAGGAGAAGCUGCUGCAGCAGGUCUUCGACAUGAAGAAGCCGGUGUACCCCAAGCCCCGCAGAGUGCUCUACCCGAGGCCGCGCCUCAAAAAGAGGGAGCCUGAGGCCCAAACGCUGGUUUCGCCACUGGGCCCGACCGAUAACUACCCCGUGCCGGAGGUAGAUCCUCACGACAGCGUCCCGACCGAGUUCAUCCAGUGCUAUAGCCUGGCAGGAGCCGACCCUUCAGUCUCGCCCGGAGAAGACACCAUAGAGCACGGAAAUGGAAAGGCCAAGAGGAAGUGUCAGGAUGGACGGCAGGAGUUCCUUGAAAGGCAAGUGGACCGGGAAGAAAUGAUCCAGGAAAAAGAACUGCGCCUUGAGGAGCGAAGGCUCAAGCUCGACGAAGAGCAGCUGGCCUUUGAGACGACCAAGUUUGAAGCAGAGAUGGCGGUCAAGGUCAGAAGGCUAGACAUGGAGGAGGAGGAGCGCAGGAUACGCGACGGCACAGACAAGAUGCACCUGGAGCUCAUGAAGAUGAUGUUUGACGAACUGGUCCGGAAGGCACUGUGA
Molecule: messenger RNA, 1035 nt
Organism: Ixodes scapularis (black-legged tick)
Lineage: Eukaryota; Metazoa; Arthropoda; Arachnida; Ixodida; Ixodidae
Exons: 2
Coding region: 1-1035 (344 amino acids)
Source: RefSeq, a predicted model, not a curated record